AACCUGGGUUCCUGGCACUGUGAGGCAGCAAUGCUAACCACUGAGCUGCUGUAAUUGCUCACUUAAUGUUUACGCACAAUACUGUUAGCAUCAAAUGUCUGUCAAUUAUGGACAUUUAGAAUGAAAAGUGUUUGGAAUUUGUCAGUUCUAUAUGGGCUGUUUCACGUGAGGUGCUACCCCAUCCUGGGAGGGGAAAAACUGAAGUGGUCCACUUUACUUCUGUGGAACUAAAGCAGGAUAUUUUUCAAAGUAGAAACAUGUGAAGUCCUUUUAUUGCCAACUUUUUAUUUAUUGAUGGACCUGAAGCAGAGUUCUUUUUGCUUGGGUCAUUUUUUUUUUUGGAGAAUGGGCCAGACUGAGGUCAGCAGCAUAGCAGUGGUGCCCUUGACUUUUUAGAGAUUAGCAGCCUACUCUGAAUUUGCUCUCUUUCAUGUGGGUUUCCUCAUUCCUGAUGGGAAUUUAAAUCUGCUGUCAUGCCAAGGGGAUUACCAGGCAUCCCAUGCAAGCAUAUCAGCUAGCAGUGGACUUUGCAUUGAAGAUUAUACAGUGGUCUGACUCGGAGACUGUUCGACUCCAGCUUUGGGAUAUUGCUGGCCAAGAGCGCUUCACCUCCAUGACCAGACUAUAUUACAGAGAUGCUGGAGCAUGCAUUGUUAUGUUUGAUGUGACAAAUACAGCAACCUUCCGGAAUUGCCUCAAAUGGAAGCAUGAUUUAGAUAGCAAAGUUGCUUUGGUGGAUGGAAGCCCUGUGCCAUGUAUUCUUUUGGCAAACAAGUGUGAUCUGUCAGAAUGGGCAAUCAGCAGAAGUGAGAUUGAUCUCUUCAGUAAAGAAAACCAUUUUGUUGGUUGGGUUGAAACUUCAGUGAAAGAAAACAAGAAUAUUGCUCAAGCCAUGAGAGUAUUAGUGGAGCACUUGAUGUCAAAGCCUAGUUUGGGACCUCUAAACCAAAACCAAGGGGAUUACAUUCAAUUGAAAGAUAUGUCAAAAAGUGAACGUCAUUGGAAUUCGGCAUGCUGUUAAAAAAUCAGAAUGCACUACUGAUGUGAACUUUGUAUGAUCUCCAUGUCUUAUAAUGAAUUAAGUUAAUUAGUUUUUUUCACCAGACAAAUUCUGGAGGAGUUCUGAACAUUAGACUAUUAUGAUUCUCAUCCAUCCACAGUGAGCAUAGGAUUGCCUUCCAGGUCUUCUGCCAAAUGACACUUUCUAGAAACUUUUAGCCUCAAAUUACACUGAAGUUGAACACAAUAUUAUGCUUUUUAGUGUCCAGAAAUCUCCAGACUGUAACUUAAUUAUGUAGAAAUAGUGACAUUUGGGAAAUCUUUGAUCACCUGUAACACUUUCUGUAAUUUGCUAGUAAAUGAUUGCUGUAAAAGAGCUUUAUGAAUUAGUUCUGAAUAAUUAAACAUUUUUAUGGUAGCUUUAAGGCUGACUUUUUUUCUCUUUUGGAUGAUGAAAUAUGAAUUUCCAGAUUAUAAAUCAUGGAUUGGCUUUGAGCACAAAUUCCAUUUAAAAUGAUGUAUACCUGAUUUAUGGGUUUUAUUUGUUUUUGGGAUGAGAAUGUAUGUAUCAAACUUGUUAAUCUACAAUCUGUGGAAUACCAGGUAGAACUGAUAUUACAGUGGUAUUAUGCAUGCAUUACACAGUACUUCCUUCACAGUGUACAAUCUGAAUAGUGUGCCAACAGCUAAAAGGAAACAUCAUGCGCGUGAUACUCCUUUUUUAAAUAGUAAAUUCCCAGCACUGCUAUUUGUCACCUCCUUUCUAUCUAAUGACUAAGUAAAACCCAGUUUUUGGAUACAAUUUAAGUUGAACUGCUUGCACUCUCGGAACUCUUCUUUCACUAGGUAUAUACUGUAUAAUGCAACCUGUGAUUCCAAUGGAUUAUCUCAGGACUAUAAUUCGAUGACUGACUUUGGUGAAAUGUUUCAACCUUGCAGUGUGUUCUGUCAACUUUUAACCUCACUGCAUGCUUAUAUUGGUGACUAAGAAUGUAAUCCUUUGACUUCCUCAUUCUGGUGCCAUUAUAAAUUACUCAUCAAGUGAAUUUCAUGUUGUCAUGCACUUGUACAGUUGUGGUUUUUGCAUCCUUUUUAUGUAAAAUAGAUGUAAUAUAUAUGCAAUAAAGAAUUUAUUCUUUUUAUUAAAA
Molecule: messenger RNA, 2147 nt
Organism: Rhincodon typus (whale shark)
Lineage: Eukaryota; Metazoa; Chordata; Chondrichthyes; Orectolobiformes; Rhincodontidae
Product: ras-related protein Rab-7L1
Exons: 6
Coding region: 500-1021 (173 amino acids)
Biological process (GO): vesicle-mediated transport
Cellular component (GO): trans-Golgi network; vesicle; Golgi apparatus
Molecular function (GO): GTP binding; GTPase activity
Source: RefSeq, a predicted model, not a curated record